Messenger RNA from Vigna angularis (adzuki bean), 1926 nucleotides. RefSeq lists its product as uncharacterized. Bases 1 to 1926 code for a protein of 641 amino acids. Lineage: Eukaryota; Viridiplantae; Streptophyta; Magnoliopsida; Fabales; Fabaceae. Gene Ontology annotation, molecular function: zinc ion binding. The record is from RefSeq and is a predicted model, not a curated record. The transcript is spliced from 3 exons.
AUGAAUGAAGAAGUUGGAGAUCAUGACAUGAAUGAAGAAUACAAUAGUGAUGAAUUGGAUUCAAAUCUAGAUAGUGAUGAGGAUGUGAGGUUGAAAAAGGGGAAAUUUAAAAAGUAUAGAAAAGAUUAUAUGAACAAGAACUUCAGAUUUGAAUUGGGGAUGGAGUUAUGUUCAUUAAAGGAAUUUAAAAAUGCACUAUUGGAGCAUAGUGUAUUAAAUGGAAAAGAGGUUAAGUUUGUGAAGAAUUAUCUGAACAUAGUAAGGGCAGUUUGUAAAAACAAAUGUGGUUUUUUUAUUAUGGCUAGCAAGGUAGGAGGCAAGCAAACAUUUAGGGUCAAAACCUUGGUUGGACGACACAGUUGUGGAAGGGUUUUUGGAAACAAAAGUGCAAAUGUUAACUGGAUUGCACAAGUAUUAGUAGAUAGGUUUGUAAAUGUGGCUAACAUGGUAGUCAACCAAAUAAUUAAUGGCAUUAAGAAGUCAUUCAGUGUUGGAAUAACUGCUUGGAAAGCUGGAAAGGCCAAGGAAAUUGCUUUGGAUUCUUUGGUUGGUGAUGGAGAACGACAAUACGGUCGUCUAUAUGAUUAUGUGGGUGAAUUGCUAAGAGUGAAGUCUGGAACCUUUAAAAUUAAAGUCAAUCAACCCCAACCAAGUUUGCCUCCAAGAUUUGGCUCAUUUUAUAUGUGUUUAGAGGGCUGUAAGCAAGGCUUCUUAGGAAGUUGCAGGCCCUUCAUAGGGGUAGAUGGUUUUCAUCUGAAGACAACAUAUGGUGGUCAGUUGUUGGUGGCAAUGGGCAGAGACCCGAAUGACCAAUAUUUCACACUAGUUUUUGCUAUGGUUGAAAAUGAAUGCAAAGAAAGUUGGAGAUGGUUUUUGACACUACUUCUGGAUGAUAUUGGAGGCAUUGAUUGUCAACGUUGGCAAUUGGAAUAUUUACUAUUGACCAAGACCUUUUGUGAUUUGCAAGGACUAAUGACAGUUUUUGAUGAGAUAUUGGAAGGAGUGGAACAUAGAUUGUGCUUAAGGCACUUGUAUAACAAUUACAAGAAGAAGUUUGGUGGAGGAGUGCUUAUUAGAGAUCUUAUGAUGGGGGCUGCGAAGGCCACAUUUAAACAGAAUUGGGAAAAGAAAAUGGGUGAGUUGUCCAAUGUUAACAUUGAUGCUUACAAUUGGUUGCUAGUUAUUCCAACUAAUCGUUGGUGUAAACAUGCAUUUAGUAGUUAUCCUAGAUGUGAUGUCUUGUUAAAUAAUUUGUCUGAGUCAUUUAAUAGUACAAUUUUACUAGCUAGAGACAAACCUAUCAUAACUAUGAUGGAAUGGAUUAGAACUUACAUUAUGAGUAGGUUUGCAACACUUAGAGAAAAAGCAAUGACAUAUACAGGAGUUGUGAUGCCUAAACCACGAAAUAGGCUUGAUAGGGAAGUUGAGAAGAGUGGAAAUUGGAUUCCAACUUGGGCAAGGGCUGCAAAAUUUGAAGUCACUCACGGGUUUACAAUGGAUAAGUUUGUAGUUGACCUAAGUAACCAUUCAUGUAGUUAUUACUUUUGGGAUUUGGUAGGAAUUCCUUGCAGGCACGCUGUGGCUGCCAUAAAUUACAAACUAGAAAACCCUGAAGACUAUGUACAUCCUUAUUACAAGAGAGAGGCUUAUGAGACUUGUUAUGGCCCUGAAAUUGAGGAUCUAGCAGCACAAGGGCGACUUCCACUGCAGGAGGUUCUCAAGCAGAACCAGCUCCAUCAACGUCACAAGGAGGAGCAACAUCAACAAGGGGAAGAAGAAGUGGCAGUGGAGCAGGACCUGCAUCAAGUCACUAAGGAGGAGGAACAUCAACACAGGGAAGAAGAAGUGGCAGUGGAGCAGGACCUGCAUCAAGUCACCAAGGUGGAAGAAGAACAUCCUCACGACUACUGGCUGCACAACAUCUAG